GCAUUCUUGCAAGUGACCUCAAAAUGAAGGCUUCUGUUUAUUGUGUCGUAUACAUGUGUUGUAUUCUGCUUAGCAAUGGGAAGGAGGUUUCUGAUACUUCUCAUAUUAUGCCUCUUUAUCGGGAUCCAAGUCCCAAAAACCAACCAGGGAGACCAUAUUUCCAUCUCCGACCCCCAAAGAACUGGCUGAAUGAUCCUAAUGGUCCAAUGCAUUACAAGGGAGUUUAUCAUCUAUUCUAUCAAUACAAUCCUUAUGGUGCAAUCUUUAAUAAAACAAUCCUAUGGGGUCAUUCAGUUUCCCAUGAUUUGGUAAACUGGAUUCACCUCAAGAACGCCAUUGUCCCAACCAAGCCGUUUGACAUCAACAGUUGCUGGUCAGGCUCCACAACAAUCCUUCCAGGAAACAAACCAGUGGUUUUGUACACUGGACUCGAUUCCAAGAAUCAGCAAGUUCAGAAUCUUGCAAUGCCAAAGAAUUUAUCAGACCCUUUUCUAAAAGAAUGGAAGAAAUAUUCUGGUAAUCCCAUCAUGACUCCACCUCAUGGAGUCAAACCAGACAAUUUCCGUGAUCCAAGUACAGCUUGGAGGGGGGAAGAUGGAAUUGGAGGUAGAGAUGGGAUUGAGAACUCAGCGAUCAGAAUAAACCUCAAGUAUGUGCUGAAAGCAAGCUUUAAAUCACAUGACUACUACACAAUUGGAAGCUAUGAUGCCGAUAAAGAAAAGUUCUUACCAGAUGAUGAAGGUCUAACUGGAAGUAGCUCAGACUUGAGAUAUGAUUAUGGAAAGUUCUAUGCAUCCAAGACAUUUUUUGAUAGUGUGAAGAAUAGGAGGAUACUAUGGGGUUGGAUAAACGAGUCAGAUAGUUCAACUGAUGAUAUCAAGAAACAAUGGGCUGGACUCCAGUCUAUCCCUCGUCAAGUUUAUCUGGACUCCACUCGACGCCAGCUGAUACAAUGGCCAGUUAAGGAAACUGAAAAUUUGCGGGAGAAGCAUGUUAGUUAUUUUGGGAAGAAGCUAAAAAGAGAAUCAUUAUUUGAAGUUUCAGGGAUCACAGCCUCACAGGUUGACAUAGAAGUCUCCUUUAUGCUGCCAAAAGUAGAAGAGGUCGAGGUGUUGGACCCCAAAUGGAAUGAUCCUCAACUUCUUUGUAGCACAAAGACAUCGAGCGUCAUUGGUGGAGCAGGUCCAUUUGGGUUAUUGUUAAUGGCUUCUCAAGACUUGACAGAACAAACUGCAGUCUUCUUCCGUGUGUUUAAAGACAACCAUAACCAUCAAUUCGUUGUUCUAAUGUGUAGUGAUCAAAGCAGGUCUUCCCUGAGACAAGGAAUUGAUAAAACUACCUACGGAGCUUUUAUCUACAUAAACCACAAAGAUAAAAUGAUUUCACUUAGGAGCUUGGUAGACAAUUCAGUGAUUGAGAGUUUUGGAGCUGAAGGGAGAGCAUGCAUUACGGCUAGAGUUUAUCCAAAAAUUUCUGUUUAUAACAAAGCCCAUGUUUAUGCUUUCAACAAUGGGAGUCUUGAUGUGGUUAUCCCAAGGUUAGAUGCUUGGAGUAUGAAGAAGGCCAAAGGCAACUGAUGAGAAACGAGAACAUUUUCACCUCGAUUAUAUAAAUCAGUUUGUAGGCUUGAAUAAAGUAGCUAUAUAUCUAUCAGGUCUUGUUCCAUGAAUUGAAGAAGUAUCAAGAAGACAAAACUGCCGU
Messenger RNA from Lactuca virosa, 1701 nucleotides. Lineage: Eukaryota; Viridiplantae; Streptophyta; Magnoliopsida; Asterales; Asteraceae. The record is from the annotation of a GenBank genome assembly.